UCAGGUUCUCUCGCCUUCCAGAGAGUGAGCUGAAGUGGAAGUCCGCCGAUGAGGUCGCCCGGCGAAGCGAGCGCCCCGUCCGCUCCGGCGAGCGGCGGCGGCGGCGGCUCCGCCUUCGCGGAGAGAGCCUCCGAGGAGGUCCUCGCUCGCUACCGCUCCCUGCCGAAGGGGAAGCCCCAGGGGCGCGAGGUCACCGUCCUCGCCGCCUUCCUCCUCUCCUCUCCUUCUCGAGAACUGGAAGUGGUUUCGCUCGGGACGGGGACGAAGUGCAUCGGGCGUUCUCUGCGGAGCCUCCACGGCGACGUCGUGAACGAUUCUCAUGCUGAGAUCAUCGCGCGGAGAGCUCUGAUGAGGUACUUGUAUGCUGAGAUCCAACGACUUAAGAUGUCUGACGGUGAUGAUGGAAAUGGCCAUGGGAGCGACCGAUUUCGAUGCUGCGGUGAUGUUCGUGAUCGUGAAUCGCCGCUCGAGCCGAUCCUAGAAGGCCACGGCGAGGGGAAGUACAGAAUGAGGGUGGGUUGGCAAUUGCAUCUGUACAUAUCGCAGUUGCCAUGCGGAGUUGCUCCUCCCCUGUCCCUGUUGCCUCAUAAAAUAUCUGCAAUGAUGGAAGAAAAUGAAGUCAAGGUACCAUCAAUGGUGGAAGACACAGGAAGGAAGGGUUUCAGAGGAUAUGUUGAAUUACAUUCUUUAAUUCAAUAUGUGUUCCUUUCUCUGCAAAUUCAUGAGUUAACGAUGUGGAUCACUAGAGAUGAGUUACCAAUCGUUGCCUCUGUUCAGAGAAAGCCUGGACGUGGUGAUACUACAUUGUCAGUCUGUUGCUCAGAUAAGAUAGCAAGAUGGAACAUUGUUGGUGUUCAAGGUUCUUUGCUUUCCUACUUCCUCGAACCAGUUUACCUGUCUUCUGUGAUAGUUGGACGGUCUCCAAAUAAUUCUGAAGACAUUUUGGUGCAGAAUAAGCUGCAGCAUGCUCUAUAUGAAAGAUUAUCAUGCUUUCCACAAGAGCAAUUAAGUCCCUUCCGAUUGAACAAGCCAUUGUUCCUGGUGGGCCCAAUACCACUGGUGGAAUUCCAGCAUUGUGAGAGUGCUGCGGGGACUCUAACAUGCGGGUAUUCAUUAUGUUGGAACAAGUCUGGGUUGCAUGAGGUUAUUCUUGGAACCACGGGAAGGAAACAAGGCACCUCUGCCAAGGGGGCACGCUAUCCAUCAACCGAGUCAUCUUUUUGCAAGAGGCGGUUAUUGGAGAUAUUCUUGUCACUCAAGCAUGAGGGCGCAGCCAAUGAGCCAUGCAAGGAGACUACUUAUCGAGAAUACAAGGAAGGAGCUCAGUCUUACAGGUCAGCUUCGAAGGCUCUAAAAGAUACACCCUCUUUUAACAAUUGGCUGUUGAAACCACUCAAUCAUGAGGCUUUUACUAUCAUGAGAUAGUAUAUUGUCAAUGAUCAUAAGAGGAGAAUACAGAAGGAUCUGAUGGUGAAGUGGGAUGCAUAAAAUAACUCCGUAACUCUCCAGUUUUCGUUAAACACGUCUGCUUUUGUUGUCGUCGUCAUCGUCCAAGGAAUCAGAAUGCUUGAUGAAAAGUGGAAGAAGGGCAAUAAGAUUCCUUCGCUACGCUUUACUGGUAAUUACCAGAAGCGUUGAAAAGCAGGUGAAAAGCGCUUCACCGCCUGACAAUAUUCGCCUUUGUGCUCGCCUGACGUCCCCGUGAAGAUGGCAACGGCAGUUCCUCAUUUAGUUAGUAGGAAUUGAAUUGGUGGGCUAUUUCUUCUUUGAAAGAUGAUCUAACUUUUUCGUAACUA
Eucalyptus grandis is the source of this 1796-nucleotide messenger RNA. RefSeq names its product tRNA-specific adenosine deaminase TAD1-like. The record is from RefSeq and is a predicted model, not a curated record. Gene Ontology annotation, biological process: RNA processing; adenosine to inosine editing. The coding region runs from base 49 to 1425 and encodes 458 amino acids. The transcript has 12 exons. NCBI's taxonomy places the organism in Eukaryota, Viridiplantae, Streptophyta, Magnoliopsida, Myrtales, Myrtaceae. Gene Ontology annotation, molecular function: tRNA-specific adenosine deaminase activity; double-stranded RNA adenosine deaminase activity; double-stranded RNA binding. Gene Ontology annotation, cellular component: cytoplasm; nucleolus.